UCUGGCUUCACAUUCAUUUUUACAAUGUUGGCCGACUCCACCCCCCCCCGGAGGGAACGGGUUAAAGGUUGACUUGGGUUACGCAACACAUUCCGGUCUUGUCUCGCUGAAACUGACACCACACAAGCAAAGCAGUCACCAUGUUGGAGCUGAUGCAAGAUGAGGUGUUCAAGGCUUUUAGCACCUACACACUUAUUGUCAUCCUCAAGUUGAUGCUUAUGUCACCUUUGACUAGUUUUUACCGCUUCAGGAAAGGGUCUUUUGCCACGGAGGAGGAUGUGGCCUUUAAGCCUGCGGAAGAGAGAAAGAAACUGCUGAGAACCCACCCGGAUGUUGAGCGAGUUCGUAGGUGUCACCUGAAUGACUUGGAAAACAUCAUUCCCUUCGUGCUGGUCGGCUUGUUCUACGUCCUGAGUGGACCAGAACUCUCGGCAGCCUUGCUUCAUUUCCGGAUCUUUGCCGGUUCUCGGAUCUUCCACACCAUCUCCUACGUCGGGGCUUUUCCUCAGCCCUGCAGGGCUCUGUCCUUUUUCGUGGGCUUCGGAGCCACCCUAUCCAUGGCCUACAAUGUCUUCAGUCAGGUUUUCGUGAUCUGAUGACGAGAGCCGCUGCACAGUGACCAUUUUAUGCAUUUUAAACAUCAAACUGAAAUUCUGCUUGAGAAAAUUGUGAAGUCGCUGAAGUAUUUUGUUCAUUCAUUUGGCCUGUUCAAAUAUUCACUUCAAUAAUUUGGCAAAUAUUUUUGGGUCUAAUACAUUUUUUAAAAACAUUUAAAGAGGGUAUUGCAUCAGGAGGCCCACAGACAUUCAAAUUUUGACUUGGGGUCUGGUCUAUUGCCACCAAGCUGGUCUUUUCAUGGGGUUUUAUGUUCUGGUCCGUUUCUGUAGGGACCACCGCAUGGUUAAUUCAGGAUCGUCUUCUGCUAGAUCUGAAAUCUCAGAUUUGAAAAUUCCUCCUCCAUUCCCCAUACUCUAGAACUUUGAGGGUGAUAUUUUCCGGAUCGUCCAACUUCUUCGGGGUCUUAGGUAGCCUAUUGCGAUCAAGUAAAACGUUGCGGUGUUAAGUACAACACUCCCUCGAAUAUAAGGCAGAAUAAUUUAUUUAGAAUGACCGAGUCUGAUGUUAUGUUCUUAACAGUACUUUGAUCACUGGCAAUAAAGGAACCUGUCUGGGCACCUCCUGCUGCAUUCCACAACCGGUGAAAGGCCUUCCAGGCAAUCGUGUCGAUCUGAUCUUUGGACAGGUCUUUGCUUUUCAUGCCUUUGUGGUGAGGAACAAAAAAAAACCCAACAAAGAAAAAAAAAAGUCAUUGAGUUCCGAAAUGCACAUUUCCCACUGUUGAGCGGUAUUUACCGCAGCGUCUUAAAAGUAAAUUACGCUUUACAACUGCAGGGGGAGUCGGGGAGCUAUCGAUUGUACUUUAAUGCUACUUAUAAAGCAAAAGUCCGUCAGGAGAAUAUUACAAGCAGUGGAAGAAAUGUGAUCCGGGUCUGGUUGUUGACUGUUGUUUUGCAUGAUAGAGUUUUUUUUUCUUUCUUAGACCUACUGUUUUGUUAAAUUUGGAAAAAUGGGCUUAGUGAAAUUAAAUAAAACAAUAGCGCUCUGCCUGACUCGA
Hippocampus zosterae (dwarf seahorse) is the source of this 1615-nucleotide messenger RNA. Its product is annotated as microsomal glutathione S-transferase 1-like. Gene Ontology annotation, molecular function: glutathione transferase activity. The transcript is spliced from 4 exons. Gene Ontology annotation, cellular component: membrane; mitochondrion. The record is from RefSeq and is a predicted model, not a curated record. Lineage: Eukaryota; Metazoa; Chordata; Actinopteri; Syngnathiformes; Syngnathidae. The coding region runs from base 141 to 596 and encodes 151 amino acids.